CGGCACCAUAACACUCCAAGUCAACACAGUGGUUGGAGAAGUCGGUCAAGGAGGCUCUAUCAUUCCAGCCAUGCCAGCCACAUCCCAAACAUCCUCACUCAUGCUGUCAGAAGGUGCCACCACCAGCGUGCAUGGCGCUUCUCACCAGAGCGCUUCUCACCAGAACCAGGCUCUUCCUAUGUCACCACUUGCUGCCUGCUCUGUUGAUAUCCAUGCCUCCAAUGCCUCCCCGGUCAGGCCUACCUUACCUGCAUCUGAUGCGCCGCAGACUCCACAGAGUGUGAAGAGCACAGCUAAUUACAAGGAUAAGUCUGAAAAUCCUGCUGUGAAGCCUUCUAAGAGUGCUCUGGUGCCACAGAAGACAUCCACUAGGAAAAGGUCCCGUUCAACAAGCAAAGGAAACGUGGCCAAGAAACUCCUCAUUGAUGAUGAGGCCGAGGAAGACGACGGUGGCAGCAGCGGGGGUGCGGCCUCUGCUGAUUAGCAAAGCCCCAGCAAGGAAGCAUGAGCAGACAGGCUCGUGCUCAUUUUGCCGCUCCAUGUUGCAGCCAACUUUUGGGUGUCUUUAGUCUGUGUCGACGCAUCAUCUUCGUCGGCAUGUGCCUGCAACAUGUGUAGCGUUUUGGUUAGAUUUCUCUUCCAAAGACAAUUCAAGUUAGUAUCAAAAGCUACCGGCUAGGCUGCUUGGUAGCUACUGAUACUGGUUAUACCAUUUAUGGUGAUCGAAUGUGCUCUAGCUAUGAUGUCCUUGAUGCCAGACAGAUGCCAAAAAAUGGUAGGAUAGUUAGGUGAUCGGAUGUGCUGUAAUCUUAUGUUUCAAAUUGCCGGAUGGACACCUCAGAUCUUAUCGGUAGGGUAGCCCAGCUGAAUGAAUGUGCUGUAAUAUUCAUCGUUUAAGUGCCGAACAAACACAUAGGCAAGGUGGAUGCAUGUGUUGUGAUGUUAAUAGUCUAAA
Molecule: messenger RNA, 955 nt
Organism: Panicum virgatum (switchgrass)
Lineage: Eukaryota; Viridiplantae; Streptophyta; Magnoliopsida; Poales; Poaceae
Exons: 4
Coding region: 71-484 (137 amino acids)
Source: RefSeq, a predicted model, not a curated record